GACCACGGACUGGCAAAGCCAACAUUUACGUGGAAUUUCUGGGGUUGCUGACAACAUGCAAAUCCUGAUGUCACCUGCCCGAAGCUGUUGUGCCCUGGCCAUCCUGCUGGCAAUUGUGGACUUCCAAUGUGGUGGGUGCAUCCAUGUCACCAGCUCAGCAUCCCAGAGAGGAGGGCAACUGGACUUCACCUGUACUCUGUGGCACAAGAAGGAUGAAGCUGAGGGACUAAUGCUCUUCUGGUGCAAAGACAGGUCUUGGGACUGCUCCCCCGAGACCAGCUUAGAACAGCUAAGGGUUAAAAGGGAUCCUGGGACAGAUGGCAUCACUGAACAGUCAUCUCAGUUGGUGUUCACCAUAGAACAAGCCACACCAUCGGACAGUGGGACCUACCAGUGCUGUGCCAGAAGCCAGAGGCCAGAAAUCUACAUCCAUGGUCAUUUUUUCUCUGUUCUAGUCACAGGGAACCACACCGAGAUAAGCCAGAGUCAGAAGCAGCACCCUGGCUUCAGCCAUAUUGAGAGCACUCUCAGUUCGGGCUUCCCGCAAGCAGAGGCCUGGGGGGUGAUGGUCACCAGCCUGGUGGCCCUUCAAGCCUUCUUUGAACGGAUGAACACACUGAUUGCUAACCUACACCUAGAUCCUCUGUACACAGCUCUCAGCUGGUUCCGCCUGCUUCUUGGGUUUUGA
Messenger RNA from Peromyscus eremicus (cactus mouse), 688 nucleotides. It is a transcript of the gene Cd160, whose product is annotated as CD160 molecule. Gene Ontology annotation, biological process: regulation of adaptive immune response. The record is from RefSeq and is a predicted model, not a curated record. NCBI's taxonomy places the organism in Eukaryota, Metazoa, Chordata, Mammalia, Rodentia, Cricetidae. Gene Ontology annotation, molecular function: transmembrane signaling receptor activity. Gene Ontology annotation, cellular component: plasma membrane. The coding region runs from base 56 to 688 and encodes 210 amino acids. The transcript has 4 exons.